Messenger RNA from Cololabis saira (Pacific saury), 1172 nucleotides. RefSeq lists its product as uncharacterized. The transcript has a single exon. Lineage: Eukaryota; Metazoa; Chordata; Actinopteri; Beloniformes; Belonidae. The record is from RefSeq and is a predicted model, not a curated record. The coding region runs from base 1 to 1152 and encodes 383 amino acids.
AUGCUAUGUUUGAGUACCACCUAUUUCAAAUAUAAAGAGGUCUUCUAUAGACAGAAGCAUGGCUGUGCUAUGGGCUCCCCUGUGUCUCCCAUUGUGGCCAACCUAUAUAUGGAGGAAGUGGAGAGGAAGGCACUGGAGACUUACAGUGGAGCUCGUCCCACUCACUGGUUCAGGUACGUGGACGACACAUGGGUGAAGAUGAAGACCAAUGAAAUCGGCCCCUUCACUGACCACAUCAACUCUGUGGAUAAUUACAUCAAAUUCACAAAAGAGGAGAUGAGGGAAAAUCAACUUCCCUUCUUAGACUGUGGUAUAAGCCUGGGAGGAGAAGGAGAGCUUCAAGUGGAGGUUUAUCGAAAACCCACGCACACCGACCAGUACCUGAUGUUUGACUCUCACCAUCCUCUGGAGCACAAACUGGGAGUGAUCCGCACCCUACAACAUCGGGCAAAGACUGUGCCCACCAACCCAGAGGCAAGGGACAAAGAACAGAAACAUAUAAAGCAAGCGUUAAAACAGUGCCACUAUCCUGAGUGGGCCUUCACCAAAACACAAAAGAACCAGCAGAAAGAUCCAAAACCAGGAAACACCAAAACUCCAAAACCCAGAAGAAGUCAUGUUGUCGUUCCAUAUGUGGCUGGACUGUCUGAGAAGUUCCGAAGGGUUUUCUCCAAGCACAACAUCCCUGUGUACUUUAAACCUAAAAACACCUUGAGACAGCGUUUGGUCCACCCUAAGGAUCAGAUUCCCAAACAUCAAAAGAGCAACCUGGUGUAUGCAGUGAAAUGCACAGAGGAGUGCAAAGAGCUCUACAUUGGGGAGACGAAACAGCCGCUCAGCAAACGCAUGUCGCAACACAGGAGGGGGAAUUCUUCGGGACAAGACUCUGCAGUCUACACCCACCUACAAAAAGAAAAACACAGUUUUAGGGAUCAGGACGUCCACGUCCUGGACAGAGAGGAUGGAUGGUUUGAGAGGGGCGUAAGGGAGGCCAUCUAUGUGAAAGUGGAGCGGCCCUCUUUAAAUAGAGGGGGGGGACUGAGACAUCAUUUGUCCUCGUCUUACAAUGCUGUUUUGAAGACAUUACCCCGGCGCUUAACAGACCAACCAACUUGCUCCACCUCACAGGUGGGGGGAGGGGCAUCUGUUUAGGCUCCUGGGACACCAUCUUC